Messenger RNA from Vicugna pacos (alpaca), 5328 nucleotides. RefSeq names its product multidrug resistance-associated protein 1-like. The record is from RefSeq and is a predicted model, not a curated record. Lineage: Eukaryota; Metazoa; Chordata; Mammalia; Artiodactyla; Camelidae. Gene Ontology annotation, biological process: transmembrane transport. Gene Ontology annotation, cellular component: membrane. Gene Ontology annotation, molecular function: ATP binding; ATP hydrolysis activity; ABC-type transporter activity.
UUCCCGGCCGCCGCCCAGGGCGCUCACAGGAAGGGCUGGCUGAGGGCAGGACCACAGCUGACUCUCCAGGGCUGGUGCUCGCGUCCUCCCACCUUCCAGGCCCCGGACUGACGGUCCCCUGCCAAGAGAGGUGACAGCCGCGGCACCCCUGCGCUUCCUGUCGCCGGCGUCCGCGCGGACCAUGCUUUCCAGCCUGCGGAGGUGGGGCGCCAGCAGCUCCUACGCGCGGCUCCCCCGGGGCCCCCAGGCGCAGAAAUGCAGUCCAGAGAAAAAUGCAUCAUUCUUCAGUAAGAUGACAUAUUCCUGGUUUAGCAGAAUAAUUAUUUUAGGCUAUAAGAAACCUUUGGAAAGAGAAGAUCUUUUUGAACUAAAUGAAAGUGAUUCCUCCUAUACCGUGUGUCCCAUCUUUGAAAAACAAUGGAGGAAGGAAGUUUUAAGGUAUCAAGAGAGGCAAAAAGUAAAGUCAUCGUUUCAUAAAGAGACACAUACCAGGAAACCAUCUCUACUGUGUGCAUUGUGGAACACCUUUAAGUUCGUCCUGAUUCAGGUUGCUUUAUUCAAAGUGUUUGCUGUUAUUUUGUCCUUCACUAGUCCACUCAUAAUGAAGCAAAUGAUCAUUUUCUGCGAACACGGCCCCAAUUUUGGCUGGAGUGGCUACGGUUAUGCUUUGGUGCUUUUCAUUGUCGUCGUUUUGCAAACUCUGAUCCUUCAGCAAUACCAACGUUUUAACAUGCUCGCUUCAGCAAAAAUUAAGACAGCUGUAAUUGGACUCAUCUACAAAAAGGCCCUACUUUUAUCUAAUGCUUCUAGAAAAAAGUUUUCCACUGGGGAAAUUAUUAACUUGAUGUCAGCAGAUGCCCAACAACUCAUGGACUUGACGGCAAAUGUCAAUCUCCUUUGGUCAGCCCCUUUUCAAAUCCUGAUGGCCAUGUCACUCAUUUGGCAGGAGCUGGGUCCAGCAGUGUUAGCAGGGGUGGCAGUCCUUGUGUUUGUUAUACCAUUAAAUGCUUUCGUUGCAACUAGAAUGAAACAGCUGAAGAAAAGCAAAAUGAGGAACAAAGAUAAACAGAUCAGACUGCUCUAUGAAAUCUUACAUGGAAUUAAGAUUCUCAAACUUUAUGCAUGGGAACCCUCCUAUAAAAAGAAGGUAAUUGAGAUUCGAGAACAGGAACUGGAAAUUCAAAAAUCAGCUGGAUAUCUUGCUGUAUUUUCUAUGCUGACGUUAACUUGCAUUCCAUUCUUGGUGUCCUUGGCAACAUUUUGCAUCUAUUUCUUACUGGACGAAGGAAACAUUUUAACAGCCACAAAAGUGUUCACAUCUAUGUCUUUUUUUAAUAUUUUGAGGCUUCCGCUGUUUGACUUACCAAUGGUGAUCUCAGCUGUGGUCCAGACAAGAAUAUCAUUGGGUCGUUUGGAAGAUUUUCUCAACAGUGAGGAACUUCUUCCUCAAAGUAUUGAAACAAACUACAUAGGAGAUCAUGCCAUUGGCUUUACAAAUGCUUCCUUUUCCUGGGAUAAAACAGGGAUUCCAGUAUUAAAAGACUUGAACAUAAAGAUUCCAGAAGGAGCUUUAGUGGCUGUUGUAGGGCAGGUUGGGUCUGGAAAAUCAUCUGUGCUUUCUGCUAUCCUGGGGGAAAUGGAGAAACUUACAGGAGUAGUCCAAAGAAAGGGCUCUGUGGCUUACGUUUCCCAGCAGGCCUGGAUUCAGAAUUGCAUUUUGCAAGAAAACAUUCUCUUUGGCUCCGUCAUGCAAAAGCAGUUUUAUGAGCGGGUGUUGGAAGCCUGUGCUCUCCUCCCUGAUUUGGAGCAGUUACCAAAUGGAGAUCAAACUGAGAUUGGAGAAAGAGGUGUGAAUAUAAGUGGGGGUCAGAAGCAUCGAGUAAGUCUGGCCAGAGCCGUAUAUAGUGGGGCCGACAUCUAUCUCCUGGAUGACCCCUUGUCUGCAGUUGAUGUUCAUGUUGGGAAGCAACUUUUUGAAAAAGUGAUCGGGUCCUCAGGCAUACUGAAAAACAAGACUCGAAUUUUAGUGACACACAACCUCACACUUCUACCACAGGUGGAUCUUAUUGUUGUGAUGGAAAGUGGCAGAGUAGCGCAAAUGGGGACAUACCAGGAACUGCUGUCCAAACCCCUAAGUCUCGCGAAUUUGCUUCAGGCCUUCAGUGGGCAAGAAAAAGCUCAUGCUUUAAAGCAAGUCAGUGUAAUCAACUCCAGAACUAUACUGAAAGACCAAACCCUGGAGCAAAAUGAUAGGCCUUUAUUGAAUCAAGGAAAACAGUUCUCAGUGAAAAAAGAAGUGGUUCCUGUUGGUGGGGUGAAGUUCUUGAUCAUUCUGAAGUACCUCCGAGCCUUCGGCUGGCUCUGGGUGUGGCUGAAUGUGGCCACUUACCUAGGGCAGAAUUUGGUGGGCAUCUGGCAGCAUCUGUGGCUGAGUGACUGGGCUAAAGAAGCAAAGCACAUGAGUGAUUUCACAGAAUGGAAGCAAAGAAGAAGCAAUAGACUUAACAUCUAUGGAUUAUUGGGAUUAAUGCAAGGUCUCUUUGUUUGCUCUGGAGCCUAUGCACUGACCAGGGGAUCCUUGGCUGCCUCUCGAACUUUGCAUGCUCAGCUGUUGGAUAAUGUGCUGCAUCUCCCGCUCCAGUUUUUUGAAACCAAUCCCAUAGGCCAGAUCAUCAGUCGGUUCACCAAGGACAUGUUUAUAAUUGAUAUACGUUUCCAUUACUACUUACGGACCUGGGUGAAUUGUACAUUGGAUGUCGUCGGAACAAUUUUGGUCAUUGUGGGAGCUUUGCCACUCUUCAUUCUGGCGGUUAUUCCCUUGGUUUUCCUCUAUUUCACUAUACAAAGAUACUACGUGGCGAGCUCUCGGCAGAUUCGGCGGUUGGCAGGGGCAUCACGCUCUCCUGUCAUUUCCCACUUUAGCGAGACUCUUUCGGGGGUGCCCACCAUCAGGGCAUUUGGACAUGAACAGAGGUUCAUCCAGCAAAACAAAGAGGUGGUGAAUGAGAAUUUGGUCUGUUUCUACAAUAAUGUGAUUUCAAACAGGUGGCUGUCUGUUAGACUUGAAUUUCUUGGCAACUUGCUGGUGUUCUUCGCUGCACUGCUUGCUGUGCUGGCUGGCAAUUCCAUUGAUUCAGCAGUAGUUGGUCUGUCCAUAUCCUAUGCCCUAAAUAUUACUCAGUCUCUGAAUUUUUGGGUAAGGAAAGCAUGUGAAAUUGAAACCAAUGCAGUUUCCAUUGAAAGAGUUUGUGAAUAUGAAAAUAUGGAUAAAGAGGCACCCUGGAUAAUGUCUAAAAGGCCUCCAUCACAAUGGCCUAAUAAAGGGAUAGUGGAGUUUAUUCAUUAUCAGGCUCGAUACCGAGAUGAUCUUGGCUUAGCAUUACAGGAUAUCACUUUUCAGACUCAUGGGGAAGAAAAGAUUGGAAUUGUGGGACGAACUGGAGCCGGCAAAUCAACACUAUCCAAUUGCCUAUUUAGAACUGUGGAAGGAUCAGGAGGCAAAAUUAUUAUUGAUGGAAUUGAUAUAUCUUCUAUUGGGCUUCAUGACCUUCGUGGCAAACUUAAUAUUAUUCCACAGGAUCCUGUUUUAUUUUCUGGAACCCUUCAGAUGAACCUAGACCCCCUAGACAAGUAUUCUGAUGGCCAGCUGUGGGAGGUGCUGGAACUGUGUCACUUAAAAGAAUUUGUGCAGUCCCUUCCCAGGAAGCUGCUGCAUGAGAUUUCAGAGGGCGGUGAAAACCUCAGCGUUGGACAACGACAGCUCAUCUGUCUUGCUCGUGCAUUGCUGAGAAAAACAAAAAUUCUCAUCUUGGAUGAGGCAACAGCCUCCAUCGAUUUUGAGACUGACAACUUGGUGCAGGCCACAAUCAGGAAGGAGUUUUCCGACUGCACCAUCCUGACGAUCGCCCACAGACUGCAUUCUGUCGUGGAUUCAGACAGGGUGCUUGUUCUAGACUCUGGGAGGAUUACAGAAUUUGAAACACCACAGAAUUUGAUACAGCAGAAAGGACUUUUCUUCGACAUGCUAACAGAAGCAGAAAUAACACAAGUCUCAGGGACAAAAAUUAAAUAGUUUUGGAUUGUGCUUGAUUAUACCAAAUAAAAAAAAAUCAGUAUUUGAAAAAAUAAUGACAGGGAAGAAAUGCAAAAAAGUGGGCAGAAAACCACUGGUCAGCACAAAUAGGGAUAAGCACCCUCACUGAACCCAUCCAGGGCUGCACUCAGCCUUCUUUCUUCCAUUCGUGCCCUUGGGGGUCUCUGCCUUUUCCCUGUUGCCUAAGUACUCAAUGCCAUUUACCCUUUAGGUCUCUGUUUGAGAGGCACCUUCUCCAGAGUAUCCCCUGAUUUCCACCCCUGCUCUCCAGUCUGAUCCAGAUGCCCCUUUUCUGUGCUCUGACUACCCCCUUGUGCAUACCUUUAUCACGGUAGGGACCAUACUCUGUUUUAAUUCUUUAGCCUGUCUCCGCACUAAGGCUACAUGAAGUCAAGUGCCCAGUUUCAGCCGAGUUUGUGUGUUAGGUUCCUAGCAUAGUGCCUCUCAGAUCGUUGAUACUCAACAAACGUGUAGAUUGAAUGACUAGGUGUUUUAGGAUAAUAGUAUAUGGGCACUGACAUACAUAUUUACUAUGUGUUGAGUUACUGUACAGUGUAUAAAAUUACGGAGGAAUCAGAAAAAACAUUGAGUUAUUCAGUUGCUUUUUUGGAAAGAUUAAUUAUAUGUUAACUGAAUUUUAUGAUGUGCUUUAUUUAAAAAUAAUAUUUUAUAAUAUUUUUACUGUUUCCUUUUAUAUUUUUUAUGGGACAUCAUUUUUUGGCUGGAGUUAACCUCAGUGGGUUAUGUAUCAGAAAUUGUUAAAUUUCUAGUACUAAUUAUAUUUUGAAGGGCUUUUUAAUUUGGUGGUUUUAUGUAAUAGAAGCAACAUAAUUUCUCCGAAUUGCCCUUCAAAUUUGAAGUUUUCAAACUUCAAUAGUAUUUUCCUUUCAAGGUGAUUUUAAUAAAGUAUUUUAAUAUGUUAAGAUCUAUCAACCAUUUCUUUUAUCCUCUUUUUCUCCUUCCUAUGCAACAACUUUUUACAACUUCAUUUUAUACCCUAAAGGUACUUAUGAAAAUUUUCCUUGAAUUAUAAAUCCCUUUAUUAACUCAAGCUUCCUUCCUUAGAAUUUGUCACUUAAAAUGUUGUCCUGUCUUUGUAAUCCUUGAACUGCCUACCGCUAUGUUUUGUACUCUGUAAACAUUGAGUAAAUAUGUGUUGAAUUCCAUUAAGAAAGGGAAUUGGAUAUUUCAUUAAUGAGUGAAAAGAAAGCAAAAAUAAAUUUUAAAAAUUACUA